Phyllostomus hastatus (greater spear-nosed bat) is the source of this 3795-nucleotide messenger RNA. It is a transcript of the gene ADCY4, whose product is annotated as adenylate cyclase 4. Lineage: Eukaryota; Metazoa; Chordata; Mammalia; Chiroptera; Phyllostomidae. Gene Ontology annotation, molecular function: adenylate cyclase activity. Bases 186 to 3491 code for a protein of 1101 amino acids. Gene Ontology annotation, cellular component: plasma membrane. The record is from RefSeq and is a predicted model, not a curated record. The transcript is spliced from 27 exons. Gene Ontology annotation, biological process: intracellular signal transduction; cAMP biosynthetic process; adenylate cyclase-activating G protein-coupled receptor signaling pathway.
GGGAGGGAAGCGCCUGUCGCCCGGGGCUCUGAGCCACUAACUUAGCGGCGGGCAGAGACUCCGCAGCUACCCCCCGCAGCUACCCCCCCGGCUCCCGCCCCGGGCCUAGCAAACUCAGCUGCAGCAGCCUCGCAGGCGCCCCGCGGUCUGCCCCGCGGCGGUGCAGGGCGGGACCAGAGAAGACUAUGGCCAGACUCUUCAGUCCCGGGCCGCCGCCCAGCGAAGACCUCUUCUACGAGACCUACUACAGCCUGAGCCAGCAGUACCCGCUCCUGCUACUGCUGCUGGUGAUCGUGCUCUGUGCGCUCCUGGCCCUGCUUGUUGUCGCCUCAGCCAGCGGCAGGGAGUUGACCUCAGACCCGGGCUUCCUGACCACGGUGCUGUGCGCGCUGGGUGGCUUCUCACUGCUGCUGGGCCUGGCCUCCCGCGAGCAACGACUGCAGCGCUGGACGCGUCCCCUGUCGGGCCUCGUGUGGGCAGCGCUGCUUGCUCUAGGCCACGGUUUCCUGUUUACUGGGGGCGUGGUGAGCGCCUGGGACCAGGUGUCCUUUUUCCUCUUUGUCAUCUUCACUACGUAUGCCAUGUUGCCCUUGGGCAUGCGGGACGCCACUGCUGCGGGUCUUGUCUCGUCACUCUCACACCUGCUGGUCCUCGGGCUGUAUCUUGGGCCUCAGCUGGACUCAAGACCCGCGCUGCUGCCGCAGCUGGCAGCAAACACGGUGUUGUUCCUGUGCGGGAAUGUGGCCGGAGUGUACCACAAGGCAUUGAUGGAGCGGGCACUGCGCGCCACCUUCCGAGAGGCGCUUAGUUCCCUGCACUCUCGCCGGCGGCUGGACACAGAGAAGAAGCACCAGGAACACCUUCUCUUGUCCAUCCUUCCUGCCUACUUGGCCCGAGAGAUGAAGGCAGAGAUCAUGGCACGGCUGCAGGCUGGACAGGGGUCGAGGCCAGAGAACACCAACAACUUCCACAGUCUCUAUGUCAAGAGGCACCAGGGAGUCAGUGUGCUGUAUGCUGAUAUCGUGGGCUUCACGCGGCUAGCCAGUGAGUGCUCCCCAAAGGAGUUGGUGCUGAUGCUCAAUGAGCUCUUUGGCAAGUUCGACCAGAUCGCCAAGGAGCACGAAUGCAUGCGGAUCAAGAUCCUGGGAGACUGUUACUACUGUGUCUCCGGGCUGCCCCUCUCCCUGCCAGACCACGCCAUCAACUGUGUGCGCAUGGGGCUGGACAUGUGCCGGGCCAUCAGGAAACUGCGAGCAGCCACCGGCGUGGACAUCAACAUGCGCGUGGGUGUGCACUCAGGCAGCGUGCUCUGUGGAGUCAUCGGGCUGCAGAAGUGGCAGUAUGAUGUCUGGUCCCAUGACGUCACAUUAGCCAACCACAUGGAGGCGAGCGGCGUGCCAGGACGAGUGCACAUCACAGGGGCUACCCUGGCCCUGCUGGCAGGAGCUUACGCUGUGGAGGAUGCAGCCAUGGAACACCGGGACCCGUACCUGCGGGAGCUAGGGGAGCCUACCUACCUGGUCAUCGAUCCCCGGGCUGAGGAGGAGGAUGAGAAGGGCACUGCAGGAGGGUUGCUGUCCUCUCUGGAGGGCCCCAAGAUGCGUCCAUCACUGUUGAUGACCCGCUAUCUGGAAUCCUGGGGUGCAGCCAAGCCUUUUGCUCACCUAAGCCACAUUGAGAGCCCUGUGUCCACUUCUACUCCUCUCCAGGUGGAAUUUGGUGGAGAGAGAGCAGUCAUUAGAGGCAGCAGAAACAGCCGUAUCAAAUGCUCAAGGUCAAAGGAGAAGGCCCUGGCUUCCUUCAGCCCCCAGUGGAGCCUGGACCGGAGCCGUACACCCCGGGGACUAGAUGAUGAACUAGACACCGGGGAUGCCAAGUUCUUCCAGGUCAUCGAACAGCUCAACUCUCAGAAACAGUGGAAGCAGUCAAAGGACUUCAACCCGCUGACACUGUACUUUCGAGAGAAGGAAAUGGAGAAAGAGUAUCGACUGUCUGCACUCCCCGCCUUCAAAUACUACGCGGCCUGCACCUUCCUGGUUUUUCUCUCCAACUUCACCAUCCAGAUGCUGGUGACAAACAGGCCCCCAGCGCUGGCCAUCACCUAUAGCAUCACCUUCCUCCUCUUCCUCCUCCUCCUCUUCGUCUGCUUCUCAGAGCACCUGACGAGGUGUGUCUUGAAAGGCCCCAAAAUGCUGCACUGGCUGCCAGCACUGUCUGGCCUGGUGGCCACCCGGCCUGGACUGCGAGUUGCCCUGGGCACUGCCACCAUCCUCCUCAUCUUUGCCAUGGCCAUUGCCAGCCUGUUCUUCACACCGGCAACAUCAAACUGCCCUUUCCGGGCUCCCAAUGUGUCCUCCGUGGCUUUCAACCUCUCUUGGGAGCUCCCUGGGUCCCUGCCUCUCAUCAGCAUUCCAUACUCCAUGCACUGCUGCAUACUGGGGUUCCUCUCCUGCUCCCUCUUUCUGCACAUGAGCUUUGAACUGAAGCUGCUGCUGCUCCUGCUAUGGCUGGCGGCCUCCUGCUCCCUCUUCCUGCACUCCCAUGCCUGGCUGUCCGACUGCCUCGUCGCCCGCCUCUAUCAGGGCUCCUUGGACUCCAGGCCUGGAGUGCUAAAGGAGCCCAAACUGAUGGGAGCUAUCUCCUUCUUCAUCUUCUUCUUCACACUCCUUGUCUUGGCUCGGCAGAAUGAGUAUUACUGCCGCCUGGAUUUCCUGUGGAAGAAGAAGCUGAGGCAGGAGAGGGAGGAGACGGAGACAAUGGAGAAUUUGACUCGGCUGCUCUUGGAGAAUGUGCUUCCUGCACACGUGGCCCCCCAGUUUAUUGGCCAGAACCGGCGCAAUGAGGACCUCUACCACCAGUCCUACGAAUGUGUCUGUGUCCUCUUCGCCUCAGUCCCAGACUUCAAGGAGUUUUACUCUGAAUCCAACAUCAACCAUGAGGGGCUAGAGUGUCUGCGGCUGCUCAAUGAGAUCAUUGCUGAUUUUGAUGAGCUGCUCUCUAAGCCCAAGUUCAGUGGGGUGGAGAAAAUCAAAACCAUUGGCAGCACCUACAUGGCAGCUACAGGCCUAAAUGCCACCUCUGGACAGGAUGCACAGCAGGAUGCUGAGCGAAGCUGCAGCCACCUUGGCACCAUGGUGGAAUUUGCAGUGGCCCUUGGGUCUAAGCUGGACGUUAUCAACAAGCACUCAUUCAACAACUUCCGCUUGCGUGUGGGGCUGAACCAUGGACCUGUAGUGGCUGGAGUGAUAGGGGCCCAGAAACCACAAUACGACAUCUGGGGCAACACGGUGAAUGUGGCCAGCCGCAUGGAGAGCACAGGAGUCCUGGGCAAGAUCCAAGUAACAGAGGAGACAGCCUGGGCCCUGCAGGCUUUAGGCUACACCUGCUACCGCAGAGGUGUUAUCAAGGUCAAAGGCAAAGGGCAGCUGUGCACCUACUUCCUGAACACAGAUUUGACACGAGCUGGACCUCCCUCAGCCACACUAGGCUGAGACCCCACUCCCUACUCUUCAUCUCGAAGAUCCUCAGUAAAGAGACUGGAAUGUCUGGAGCAAAUUGAUGUGAGAAACUGCUGAGACAGCUUCUGGGACCACCUCCACGCCUCUCAGCCGGACUGCUUUUCCCCAGGUCACACAGAGUGGUGUGUGUGUGCAAGCAUGAGCGUGAGUGCAUGGAAGGGAAUGAUUCUUUACACAAGCUCAGGAAGAGAACUGCCUCAGCCUCCCUGCCUGCCUGCCAACCUGAUUUCAGUAUUUAAUAAACCUUGGAAGUAUGAAGAAUUUUAGCUGCAUGACU